AUGAUAUAGUAAUUGGCAAAGACAAUAGAAAUGCUUAAAGUGCCACCAAGUCGAGAAGUAGACAUUCACCCUUUAGCUUGUACCAAAAUCUAACACACAAGAACUCCAGUCACUCCAAAGACCAUUCUCUCUUUCAAAGUUUAUCGAAUAUUUCUAUACUUAGACAACAAGAUAAACACAAAUCAUGACUAUUAACCAUCCAUUGAUGUACAAGACCUCAACGGACCUUCUUAAUCCAGACAAUCUCAUUAAAGAAAUAAAACCGAUGCUGACAGAUCGACUAACUUAAACAACAGGAUCUCCCUAUUAAGUAGAUAAAUAUUCAAUUACAUAAGGAAACAAUGCAAUCCAAAGAAAUAGUUAGAGCACACUAAAUAAGAUUUCAACAAAUAAGAUUAACAGACUCAGAGCAGUUAAAUUGAAUCAAACAAGAGUACAAAGAGAUAUUUAGGAUAGACACAAUAAAUAGUACAUUAAACUCGAUUUCGAAGACUAAUAAUUAUUCAAACCUUACAAUUAUCUAAGUAUUCUAUGUCCCAAAUAUUAGUAAUUAAUUCUUAUGCCAACGAUAAAGACAGGCUCUCCUAUGAAGGAUCUCGUUAAGAUAGUCAACAAAAACAAAGAAAUGAAUCAAUAAGUUAUACCGACUCGAAAUAAUUUAAAUAAUCGACAAUUAAAUAAAUAUAAGAUUUUCACUCAACCAAAUUAGAUUAACUUAAUUUAAAUAAACAAGAGGAUUAUAUGAAAUUUUCCUUUGGGUUUCAAUGCACUAAGAUCAAAUCUACCAAAAAGUUCCCAAAGGAUAUAUUUUACAAUGAUGUAAGGAAAGCAAAGAAAUGUCUAUCAAAUUAAUGA
Molecule: messenger RNA, 855 nt
Organism: Paramecium tetraurelia
Lineage: Eukaryota; Ciliophora; Oligohymenophorea; Peniculida; Parameciidae
Exons: 3
Source: RefSeq, a predicted model, not a curated record